This is a messenger RNA of Acanthosepion pharaonis, 732 nucleotides long. The record is from the annotation of a GenBank genome assembly. Lineage: Eukaryota; Metazoa; Mollusca; Cephalopoda; Sepiida; Sepiidae.
AUGACUUUAUUGAUAUUUUCCUUCUUUCUCUCGUCUUCUUCUAACCUUUAUUAUUCUUUCUCUUUCUUUCUUUCUUUCUUUCUUUCCUCUAGCUCCUUCUUCCUUUUUCUUUUCUUUCUUCUUCCUGUUUCUUCUGCCUUCUUUUCUUUUUUUCCUUGCCUGUUAUUCCGUUUCCUUUCCUUUCUCCUGCUUUUCUCUUCGCUUCUUUCUUUUACCUUAUUUUUAAAUACUCGCUUUUUCCGUUUCUCCCGCCGUUGUCUUUUAUUUCUUUUUUCUUUUUACAUUUGUCUCCUUUCCCCAAUUUCUGUUGCCCUUUAUUUCUUUCUUUCUUUCUUUCUUUCUUUCUUUCUUUCUUUUUACAUUUGUCUCCUUUCCCCAAUUUCUGUUGCCCUUUCUUUCUUCAUUUCUUUCUUUUUUCUUUCUUUCUUUCUUUCUUUCUUUCUUUCUUUUCUUUCUUUCUUUUUACAUUUGUCUCCUUUCCCCAAUUUCUGUUGCCCUUUCUUUCUUCCUUUCUUUCUUUUUUCUUUCUUUCUUUCUUUCUAUUUACAUUUGUCUCCUUUCCCCAAAUUCUGUUGCCUUUUCUUUCUUUCUUUCAUUCUUUCUUUCUUUCUUUCAACAAUGUUUUCUUUCUUUUUCUUUUUUAUUUAUUUAUUUAUUUUUUCUUUCUUUCUUUCUUUCUUUCUUUCUUUCUUUCUUUCUUUCUUUCUUCAAUACUGUGUUGCUUUCUUUUGA